GUUAAAGGUCGAACAUUCAAGACAUAUGGCAAACCACUUUUACAUAUCAUGCAGUAAUGGUUAGACUUGUUUUGUUGUGUUUUGUAUAUUCUUUGCCAGGUCCACCGAAGGCCACUUUUGACACGGGCACGUACCAGCUGUAUCCAGUAAACAAAAGACUGUGCCCAGAAUUUGAUCCAAAGAGAGACGCCACAUUCGACCUCUACACAAAAGCGAAUAAUAACACUUCACAAGUUUUACAAAUAGGCAAUGAUUCGUCCCUUGUAAACUCGUAUAUAAAUUUUAGAAUUCCCACCAUCCUAUUUUUCCAUGGAUAUUUGGAGUCAUCGCAUUCUGAGGAUGGGAUAAAAAUAAAAGACAAUUAUCUGAAAAUAGGAGAGUAUAAUGUAAUUCUAGUCAACAUUGAGAGACUGCUGGCAGGUCCAUUCUAUGUUACCUCUGCCUUAAACGUAAAGCCCAUAGGAAAAUACACUGCGGGCUUCGUGGACUAUUUAGUUAAAAAGGGGUUGGAUCUAAAUAACCUUCACAUAAUUGGUAUGAGUCUUGGUGCCCACAUUGCUGGGUAUGUUGGGAAAAACUUAGAGAGUGGAAGACCACCCAGAAUUACAGGUUUGGAUCCAGCAGGACCUUUGCUCGACUUUGUACCACAAAAUGAAAGGCUUUCGAUUGGAGAUGCAGACUUUGUCGACGUUAUCCACACCAAUGCGGGUAUUUUUGGUACUCGAUUCUCCGUAGGAGACGUCAAUAUUUGGUUCAAUGGCGGAACAUUCCAGCCUGGAUGCGAUCCUAUUACUGCUUUGAAAAGAGUUCCUGGAUCUAUAGCCGAAGUGGUAUUUUGCAACCACUAUCAGGCGUGGAGGAUCUACGUUAAAACCAUAAUCAACCCUAAGGAGUAUCUAGCGACCAAGUGUAAGAACCAUCACGACUACAGGAAAGGGAAAUGCAUUCGCAAUGAAACAACCUACGCGGGAAUGAACGUCUCUAAAACAGCUAGGGGAGAUUACUACGUCGACACAGGAGUCACAGCCGUCAACGUUUAAGAGCUUUAAUUGUGAUAAAUGUUACCUACUGAUAAUAAUACAUGUU
Molecule: messenger RNA, 1086 nt
Organism: Anoplophora glabripennis (Asian longhorned beetle)
Lineage: Eukaryota; Metazoa; Arthropoda; Insecta; Coleoptera; Cerambycidae
Product: lipase member H-like
Exons: 7
Coding region: 57-1040 (327 amino acids)
Biological process (GO): lipid metabolic process
Molecular function (GO): lipase activity
Source: RefSeq, a predicted model, not a curated record